Anopheles merus is the source of this 3156-nucleotide messenger RNA. RefSeq names its product tumor necrosis factor receptor superfamily member wengen (gene wgn). The transcript has 5 exons. The coding region runs from base 1050 to 2027 and encodes 325 amino acids. NCBI's taxonomy places the organism in Eukaryota, Metazoa, Arthropoda, Insecta, Diptera, Culicidae. The record is from RefSeq and is a predicted model, not a curated record. Gene Ontology annotation, molecular function: protein binding.
GGUGCUUGCUGCCGUGUGUGCGGUACGGUCAAACAGACGAGAGCAACCAAACCGAACGGAUCGAAAACAAAAACACCCUCUGCCGGGUCGCACGGACCCGCAGCGUGUAACGCACAACGACAAUCGGGUUAAGGCAAGCAAGAAACAAACAAAAGAAAAGGGAAACAAGCAAAAAUAAGGAAAAGAACGAGAACGGAGAAACGAACGCUGUGAACGCACUCCAGUGCGUUGUUGUGGCGUGUGUGCGCGUAAAUGCUGCACCCAGUUUGAUGUGUAAAUGUUACAUUUGUUCUGCGGCGGUGAGCAAAACCCCCAAACUACUACGGUGUGCCUGAGAGUGGGUGUGUAGUGCAUAUCUCAAAAAAGAGAUAGUGUGUAGAGCUAGUAAAAGAGUGUACGAAACAGUAACGAACCCUAUUGCCGCCGGUGCACCAGCAGCAGUAGCAACAGCAAUUGAUGCGGGUGAUGCGCGAUGUAAGUGUGAACGGUUUGGAAUUGGGCUUGCUAUUUGAUUGCUUCUCUGUUUGGGGCUGGGCGGGAGAGGAGGGAGGGGUGAAAGCGACAAGAGUUAGUGACCAAGACGCAAACAUACACAAACAGGAAAGUGGUAAAGAAAAUUGAGCCCAGGCAAGAAUCACCAUUUGCUCUUACCCCCAAUCAACCCUUAACGCGGUCUUCAUCUCGCUGUCGCUGUUUCUUAGUUGGGUGGACUCGACCCGCACAAACGAGUCGAGAGAAAGCGACCAGAGUAAGCAAGUGAGUGAGUGGGCGAUCGUAAGUGUGCGUGCGUGUGUGUGUGUGUUGGCGAGUGUGCGUACGAGCGGAUUUGCUCUGGAGGCAGAAAAGCCACUGGAUCUGGAGGACCUUCAUCCGUCAAUCAAGCAUAAGAGCAGAACAGAACAGAUCAACAGCACACAGACGUCGCAGAUAACGCGUCCAUCCAUCAAGCCCAUCCAUCAAGCAUCGAGCGAAACGGCCGCCCGCCCGCCCGGCUCCGCACUUUCCGGACUGAAGUCUACUUGUGAGUUCUCCCCACACAGCACGACCAGAUGCCGCACGGGACGGGUGGAAUGUCACAACUGGCGGGGCGUCGACGCCCGGACGGACGGACGACAGGGGGGCGCCGGGGCAGGGUGCCGACGACGACGCUGGUGCUGCUCGCGAUCCUGCUGCAACUGAUGGAUCUGGGGGAUGGGCCGGGCGGCGGUGGCGGCACGAUGCUGGUGGCGGCGGCCUGUGAGCCGCGGGCCAGCUGGUGGGACCCGACCGUGGACGAUUGCGUCCCGUGCCGGGUCUGUGCCGACCAUCAGGUCGUGCUGCGCCCGUGCCAGGACUACAUGAACACGGUGUGCGGCACGAUGAAGGACCUGACGGCGUCCGCUCAUCGCCCGUACCCCCAUCUGCCCGAGGGGAACGGGAACGGGAUCGUAUCGGUCGGUCGCACCCGAGAUCAUCACUGGAAAGAGGAGCGCCGGAAAGAGGGGGACGGAGUGGAGGGCUACCGGCGGGUCGUGCCGGCCGCCAGCACCGAGGAGAUCCUGUGGGACUGGCAGGUGGCAUCGUUGCUGCUCGCCAUCAUCGGCUGCUUGCUGUUCCUGCUCGCUGCCGCCUGCGUCGCCCUCAACCAGAGCCGUCAGUGGCGCCGCAUCGAGAAGCACUUUGACGCCGAUAUGGAAGCAUUAUCGGCCCAGCUCGUGAGCCAUCUGGCCAGCAUGCAGCAUCUCGAGAGUGGUCCGAUCCUGCUGGAGAACUUCGAUCACGGCCGGCUGCGCAGUACCGGCCACCAUCCGAUCGAGGUCCGGUGCGUCUAUCUCGACCAGCUGCUUGAUGAGAAAUGUGCCCAGAAGGCGCACAACGUCCCGCCCAAGGCGGGCAACCUGUACAUCGAGGAGACGAUCGACACGUCCCGCGUCCAGUCACAGGCCCCGUCCCGCCAGCCCCGAUCGCCGGCAUCACGCCCACCGACGGGGGCCGCUGCCACCAACAGCACCACUCCACCGCCGCUCACUCUCAUCCGCCACUACUAGGGCGUACUAGGCCAGUGUGCAGCACCACGGAGGGGAGAAGUGCACUGGACCGGCAGGAAGUCGACAAAUCGAGCAGCGGCGUAAUGUAACUAGCCGUUGGCGCUCUCCUAAGAAAAGUGGGAACUCAGUGGGAGGGAAACGAAACGUUUAUUAUGCGAAGAUUUUGGGGCGCACGGGAAGUGAAUGCGGGCAAAAAGGGCGGGUCAGGCUUAGACUAACAAUUAUUUAAAUCUGUACAAAAUCACCCGCAAAGAGUUACAUAUUUAGCUUACCUUUCCGCUCCCCCCCCCUUCCUCAAUUUAUAUCCUUAUCCUUUCCGCUAAUCCAAGCUGUCGAUUAUUCGGGGAGUCGAGGAAUGUGUUUAAGAAAAGGAACGUUUUAAGCAAGUUAGCCCAUAAUGGGAAUGUCGAAACGCAUACAGAGAGAGAGAUUAAGAGAAGAAGAGAAAAAAAGAAGAAAGAAGAAAGAGUAAGAGCGAUAGAGGAAAGAGAGGAAGCGAAAAUAAUGAAAGAAAGAUAAGGAAAAAUGCAGUAAGAUAAACCUAAUAAGCAAAGAUGUGCCUUUAAGUGUUAGUGUACAUAUACCUAUACAUAUCCCUUAACCCUUUGCCGCGCACACACACAGCGCACAGUCUCAGCUACACCCUGUAAUCUGUAGUAGGAUGUGUAUAUAUGUAUGUGUGUGCGUGUUUAUGUAUUAGUGUUUUUAGCGAGUGCAAAAUGUCGAACCAAACAUGCUUAAAACAAAACAAAAAACGAUAGCAGCGUUGUAUAAGGACGGUAUGCCGUACGUGUGCCCCCUAACCCUUAUUUGCUUGCUUGUUAGUAGUUGUAGUUAAGCCAGUAAACUAUCCGCACAACCUAACCUGUCUGUUACUGCGUCUGUUCGUCGCUGGAUUCGCUUCCAACUGGGAAGUUGCGCUGGGCGGAGAAACCGAAAAGGUUUACGAAAUCGAAAAAACAAGGAGAAACAUACAGAGAGAAAUAGAGAGAGAGAGAGGGAGAGAGAGAGAGAGAGAAAGAGAGAAGAGAAUAGGAAUGGCAACGGCAAUGGUAAAAGAAAGAGAAGAAAAGAAAAACACAAGGCCCAGAAAACACGACGCACCACCAAACAUUAUGGUCACGUUCAA